Messenger RNA from Callithrix jacchus (white-tufted-ear marmoset), 3720 nucleotides. NCBI's taxonomy places the organism in Eukaryota, Metazoa, Chordata, Mammalia, Primates, Cebidae. The record is from RefSeq and is a predicted model, not a curated record.
UGGGGGAGGGGAGCGGCCCUCCCCGCCCGCGGGAUCCGCUCGCGCCGGGAGCGGGUUAAUUUCAAAUCAAGGGCUUGGCUGCUCCUGGACGGUCACGCUUUCUCUGUCCGCCAGCCGGCCCGCCAGUCCCGGUCCCGGCGUCUGUCUCCGGCACCCACCUCGGCGCGGCGGAAAGACGGACUGACUGCCAGGAUAUUAAAACUUUUAGUACAAUUUAUUGGACUACCUGAAACAUCGGGAUUUGGGGAGGAACUCCAGAUUUUUCCUUUUUAAACUCUAAAUGUAUGAGAAAUUUACAGAAUGGAGAAUGAAAAGAUCAGCACAUCUCAGAUGCACAUGCCGGCAAGGAGCUCCUGUUGAGUCCACCACACUGACUUCCUUGUAAGAGCACCAUACUCCAGUGAGAAUAUCUGGAUUCCAGUCCUGUGUGACCUCUCUCAGCCUGCAUCUUUUCUUCUGCAAGAUAGGAAUGCAGGUUUCUAUUAACAUAUAAAUGAAAAAGCACUUGAUAAACCCAAGAUUUCACAAUAUGUUAAAUCGUCCCAUUAAUCCACGUUCUUAAAGGAAAAUCUCUUUUGUGAGCCACAUAAAAGGGGACUAAUGAAAACACCUCUGAAAGAAUCCACCACAGCAAAUAUCGUGUUGGCAGAGAUCCAGCCUGACUUUGGCCCUUUAACCACACCCACCAAGCCCAAGGAAGGCUCCCAGGGAGAACCAUGGACACCGACAGCCAACCUGAAAAUGCUCAUCAGUGCUGUGAGCCCUGAGAUCCGGAACAGAGAUCAGAAAAGGGGAUUGUUUGACAACAGAAGUGGAUUACCUGAACCCAAAGACUGUUUACACGAACACUUAUCUGGAGAUGAGUACGAGAAAUCUCAACCAAGUCGAAAAGAGAAAAGUUUAGGAUUAUUGUGCCAUAAAUUCUUAGCACGAUAUCCUAAUUAUCCCAACCCUGCUGUGAAUAACGACAUCUGCCUUGAUGAGGUGGCAGAGGAACUUAAUGUUGAACGUCGACGCAUUUACGAUAUCGUGAAUGUCCUAGAGAGUUUACAUAUGGUGAGCCGCCUCGCCAAAAACAGGUACACUUGGCACGGGCGACACAAUCUCAACAAAACCCUCGGCACCUUGAAGAGCGUCGGGGAGGAGAAUAAGUAUGCUGAGCAGAUUAUGAUGAUCAAAAAGAAGGAAUAUGAGCAAGAGUUUGAUUUUAUUAAGAGUUACAGUAUAGAGGAUCAUAUCAUCAAAUCAAACACUGGCCCAAAUGGACACCCAGACAUGUGUUUUGUGGAACUCCCUGGAGUGGAAUUUCGAGCAGCUUCUGUAAACAGCCGCAAAGACAAGUCUUUAAGGGUAAUGAGCCAGAAAUUUGUGAUGCUGUUUUUGGUGUCAACGCCUCAGAUAGUAAGCCUAGAAGUUGCUGCCAAGAUUUUAACUGGGGAGGACCAUGUGGAAGAUCUGGAUAAAAGCAAGUUUAAAACAAAAAUUAGGAGGUUGUAUGAUAUAGCUAACGUUCUGAGUAGCCUGGAUCUUAUCAAGAAAGUUCAUGUUACAGAGGAAAGAGGCCGAAAACCAGCUUUUAAAUGGACAGGCCCAGAAAUAAGCCCAAAUACCAGUGGCUCCAGCCCUGUGAUUCCUUUCAUUCCCUCUGAUUUGGAGUUGAAUCGGUCUUCAAAAGAGAACUGUGCCAAAAACCUGUUUUCCACACGUGGGAAACCAAACUUUACUCGACACCCUUCUCUUAUCAAAUUGGUAAAGAGCAUAGAAAGCGAUCGGAGAAAGAUAAAUUCUGCUCCCAGUAGCCCUAUCAAGACCAGCAAAGCUGAGAGUUUUCAGAAUUCUGCACCCUUCCCAAGUAAAAUGGCUCAGCUCGCCGCUAUUUGUAAAAUGCAGUUAGAAGAGCAAUCAAGUGAAUCCAGACAGAAAGUGAAAGUACAGCUGGCAAGAUCUGGGUCAUACAAACCAGUGGCCCCUCUGGACACCCCAGUGAAUGCUGAGAUGGAGCUGACAGCACCAUCCCUCAUGCAGCCCUUGGGAGUGGUUCCCCUGAUCCCCAGCCCAUUGUCAUCAGCAGUGCCCCUGAUCCUACCUCAGGCCCCUUCAGGCCCAUCCUAUGCUAUCUACCUGCAGCCCGCUCAAGCCCACCAAAGUGUGACGCCACCCCAAGGCCUGAGCCCACCAGUCCACUCCACCCACUCUUCUAAGGCUACUGGAUCAAAAGACUCAACAGACACCACCACUGAGAAGGCAGCCAAUGAUACCUCAAAGGCCAGUUCCUCUAGCAGGCCUGGAAGCUUGCUGCCAGCACCAGAGAGGCAAGGGGCCAAGAGCCGAAACAGGGAGCUGGCUGGAGAAAGAGGCUCAAAGAGGGCAAGCAUGCUCGAGAACAGUGGUUCCAAAAAGAAAUUUAAAGAGGACCUAAGAGGACUUGAAAAUGUCUCCGCAACCUUGUUCCCAUCAGGAUACCUAAUCCCUCUCACCCAGUGCUCAUCCCUGGGGGCAGAGUCCAUUUUGUCUAGUAAAGAAAACUCAGGUGCUCUUUCCCCAAACCACAGGAUUUACAGCUCCCCAAUUGCAGGUGUUAUUCCAGUGACAUCAUCUGAACUCACUGCUGUUAAUUUUCCCUCUUUUCAUGUAACACCUUUGAAGCUAAUGGUCUCACCAACUUCCGUGGCAGCUGUACCUGUCGGGAACAGCCCGGCUCUCGCUUCAAGCCACCCCAUUCCCAUCUACAACCCAAGCUCAGCCAUUGUAAACUUCACCCUGCAGCACUUGGGACUCAUCUCACCCAGUGUGCAGAUGUCUGCCAGCCCUGGGCCUGGACUCGUUCCUGUGUCUCCAAGAAUAGAGGCUGUUAAUGUCAUACCAGAAAAUGCAGGCACUCAGCAAGGAAGGGCCACUAACUAUGACUCACCAGUCCUAGGCCAGAGCCAGCCAAAUGGACAAUCCAUUGCUGUAACAGGGGCACAACAGCCUAUUCCUGUGACACCCAAAGGGUCACAAUUAGUGGCCGAAAGUUUCUUCCGUACCCCAGGUGGACCUACCAAGCCAACCAGCUCAUCCUGCAUGGAUUUUAAUGGUGCUAAUAAGACCUCCUUAGGAACUCUCUUUGUCCCACAGCGAAAACUGGAAGUCUCAACAGAGGAUGUCCAUUAAUCAACAGAUGUUGGCUUAGUUUAAUUUUCUAAAGAGUUGUUUAAUAGACAAAAUGUACACAGACUGAUUUGGAAAGCACAUUCUCUGAAAAUACUGUAAAUACGUUGGGGAUUUGCUCAAUGUGAAAGCAGAUAUUUGUUUUCGUACAUAUAUAUACACACACACAUAUAUUUGUAUAAAGCUCAGUUUAGCUUUCAAUCCUACAAAAUAAAAGUAAAAUGUUGAAUUCUAAGGUAUAUUAACUUCUAGGGGGAAAAAUCCAUUAUUUUAGCUGUGCCUAUGCUGUUACGCAAAGUAACUGUAUUAAAGUUUACUUCCCUCUGAGUAAAUAAGUUUGACAUGUCUAACACAGCAUUCCCUUAAACAUUUUGCACAAAGAAAAUGCUGUGUGAUGUAUAAUAUUGUAUUUUUAAAUGGGGUAUAGCUAUAUUUUUUGUAAUUUCUUUAAUCUGCUGUUGCAGUAUAUCUUUUUGUAAAGUUUGCAACAAUCCUCAAUCAAGUCUAUGGAAAAUUAUUUAUAAAAUGUAUUGUAAUCAUAAGUUGUUCAAAUUAAAACUUUUCUAAAAU